Messenger RNA from Salvelinus fontinalis (brook trout), 3068 nucleotides. RefSeq names its product protein ABHD8-like. NCBI's taxonomy places the organism in Eukaryota, Metazoa, Chordata, Actinopteri, Salmoniformes, Salmonidae. The record is from RefSeq and is a predicted model, not a curated record. The coding region runs from base 353 to 1753 and encodes 466 amino acids. Gene Ontology annotation, molecular function: catalytic activity. The transcript is spliced from 5 exons.
GGGACCAGGGAACAGUUGGAAAAGAGUGAACGGUGCGCUUUACAAUGGAUUAAAAACCUCCACAUGUAGAUAGACACCUGGUGUGCGCAUCCACUAUGCGCCCACGGGCACGUCCAAUAUGCAAUGGAAUUGAUAAUGCACCUUGGUUUCCAUUUUUAUUCGUUUAUCAGGUAAACCAACGGAUAAGAAUGUUGAGGUUGAGAACAGUGCUGCUGACUCCAAUUAGAUUAGAUUAUUGGAUUGGCUGCAACAGAUUAUAGCGCGCCUGCUUCCAAGACGCAGUAUACCGAGAAAGAAGCGUAUUAUCUAACAAUUUUACCCCUGUGGACUUCGACAAUAAUAAGGGGCAGCCAUGCUGACCACCUUUUUGGACGGCCUCCUCUGCUGCCUGACGGGGAAGUCGGCCAACGUUGUGGUUCCCAUAGAAACCUCAGAACCCGCUGACGGCUACGAGUUUGUGGAGGUCAAACCAGGUCGCGUCCUGAGGGUCCGACACGUCAUCCCGGAGCGGGAGGUGGAGGAAGAGCCCAGCGGGCCAGGGGGAAGCGUCCACUGCAAGAGGAAGAUCACAGUGUAUCGUAACGGACAGCUACUGAUAGAAAACCUGGGGGAUGCGGUGAGACAGGAGCUGUUACAUGCUCCGAACGGAGAAGCAGAACCCAACUGUACAGUAGAGGUAGAGCUCGCAGACCCACCGUCCAAUCCAACUCCCAAUCCUGACACCAAAGUGGACAAGACGGGGUCAGUGGUUGGGACAGGGGGAAGUGGGGCAGGGGGAGCGGCAACAGCUCCAGCCCCGAUCCUGGAAUUAGCCCCAGAUCUGACCCAGCAGCCCCGGAAGCGACGGCGGAAGCCCAAGCGCACAGUGGUGAUCGACAGCGAGAGGAAGAUCACAUCAUGUAAGGGGACACACGCGGACGUGGCACUGUUCUUUGUGCACGGUGUGGGCGGCUCGCUGGACAUCUGGGGCAGUCAGCUGGACUUCUUCUUCCGUCUGGGCUAUGAGGUCAUCGUGCCAGAUCUGGUAGGUCACGGGGCGAGCUCGGCGCCCCAGAUCGCGGCGGCAUACACGUUCUAUGCCCUGGCCGAGGACAUGAGGGCCAUCUUUAAGAGAUAUGCACGGAAAAGGAACAUUCUCAUCGGACACUCUUAUGGUGUGUCAUUCUGUACAUUCCUGGCCCAUGAGUACCCGGACCAGGUCCACAAGGUGGUGAUGAUAAACGGAGGAGGCCCCACUGCCCUGGAGCCCAGCCUUUGUUCCAUCUUCAACCUGCCCACCUGCGUCCUGCACUGCCUCUCCCCCUGCCUCUCCUGGAGCUUUCUCAAGGCUGGGUUUGCCCACCAGGGUGCGAAGGAGAAGCAGCUGUUGAAAGACAACAAUGCUUUCAACGUGUCCUCCUUCGUGCUGCGUGCCAUGAUGAGUGGCCAGUACUGGCCAGAGGGCGACGAGGUGUACCAUGCAGAGAUCACUGUGCCUAUCCUACUGGUGCACGGCAUGUACGACAAGUUUGUGCCCGUGGAGGAGGAUCAACGCAUGGCAGAGAUCUUGCUGCUUGCCUUCCUGAAGAUAAUCAAUGAGGGCAGUCACAUGGUGAUGAUGGAGUGUCCCGAGAGCGUCAACACCCUCCUGCACGAGUUCUUCCUCUGGGAGCCAGACUCCGUUCCUAAAUCUAAACCACGACCUGAAACCGCCAAUGCCCCCACUGCAUCCAACGGGGGAGCAACUUCAGAAAGCCAAGCCAAGAAUAAGUAGCCCAUAGAAGGAUGGAUGUGUGUUAUUGACUCCAAUCAAAGCUUGCACAGCCAGUGAUGUACUGUCUACCAUGGCUGGUAGUGCUAGGCGUGUCUCCUCAGGUGCAGGGAGCUGGUUUGAGUCGGUUUGAACUGGUCUGGGCUGGUUUUGAGCUGGUUUAAGAUUGAAAUUUGAGGAGGUGGAACACAGUACACAGGGACAGAUGGGCCCAUAUUUGGUCUAAGUCAGAGCUACUGCACUACAUCAGAGAGGAAGGACAAGAGGAAUGCGAGGGAGGGUGAGGAGGGACGGAUGGAUGGACGUCAAUGACGUUGACUGUGGAGGUCUAUUGUAUUGUACUGACCUGUACUGAUUGAGUGACUGAUCCCUGACUGUGCCUUGGGGUGGUGUGGGGCUGAAGAGGUGCUGAGUUGUAGAGGUGGACCUGAUAAUGUUAUUGGUUUUGUGUGGUACAAGGACCCAAGUCUAUACUUGGGUCCACCUCUAGUUGCACAAUGGGUGGAAAUGUCAAAACAAGGGUGGAUCAGAGAGGGAAGAGAAUGUAUUGGAAGUGGUCAAGUCACACAAGAAAAUAACUAGCCAAGAAGAACGCUUGUUAUACUACUCAAGCCAAAGGUUAGCCAAUGUUUGUGACAAGCAACACCAGAACCAACUUCUUUUUUUUCUGACACUACUUCUUCACAUUUGAAUAUUUGAAACUUCACAACAUUGUGACUGAAGUUGAAUGAGACAUUUUAAAUGAUGUUUGACAGUCAAAUGCUGCUUUUUGAGAACUAGCCAACUACGAUGUAUUUAAAUGCAUUAUUCAUACAUUAUUUAAAUGCACUUCCCUGUCAAAAUCAUUCCAAAUGACAAGCAAUUUCUUGACAUUGACAAUGUUUUGCUUUAUCUACAGAGAAACAACUGGGGGACAGGGGGAAUACCAAUGUUUGACUGUUUUACAAAGUCUCCUUGUGUAUUUUAUGGGGAAACAAAUAUGUUUCCUUUGGCUGCUGGUUAACUGGGAAGUACAAACUGGUAGAUCAAUGUGUGUUUUGGGCCCUUUUAAGAAGGAUUAUUGUACUUGAUGUUUCUUCAUAUUCCUCAACAAAACUAUGCUGAACAAUGAUUGUUUACCUGUUUUUCAGGUAAAAGUGAUAUAAGCUAUGAAAAUGUGUAUUGGUAAAAUACCAAAAUAUGGUACACAACAUUUUUGUAAAAUCUGAGAAUUCUUCAAUGCCACAUGGCAAGCUCUCCGUCGUGUAACUACUGAACAAAAAUGUAAAGUGUUGGUUCUAUGUUUCAUGAGCUGAAAUAAAAGAUUCCAGAAAUGUUC